GCGGAGAUCCUGUCGCAGAACUACGGUGUCCGGGACGAGCUCGAGGGCGCCGCGCGGGGCCUGGAGAAGCCGCAGGAGGAGCUGGAGAAGGACUUCGUCUCCCAGGGACGUUCCCUGGCGGUUCAGUGGUUAGGACUCUGCGCUUUCACUGUCGUGACCCGGGUUCGGUCCCUGAUCGAGGAACUGAGAUCCCGCAAGGCACGCAGCGCAGGAAAAAAAAAAUCUUCAGAUAUAAUUUUUGUAAACCGAUUAAGGAAAAGAAAGAACUUAAUAUCCAAAGCGAAGUCGGAAACAGCUGCCUUUCGUGUUCUCCUACCCGGGGGCCUUGGGGUUUCUCACGUUCGUGCUGUCAGGUCCAGGGUUUCCAGAAUUGGAAUGUUCUGCUUGAAAGCUGUUACGCGGAGUUUUGCUCUGGCAGCAAGCACCGUCAGUGGUUUCUCUCGGAGGAGCAGCUCCCUCGGUCCGGCGGGAGGCGCCCCAGGGCGCCGUCUCCCUUACCUCCGCUCUCCUCCCACGGGAAAGCAGAAUGCCACCUGCUCAGGGCGAGGGUGCAUACAAUGCCCAGCGUCUCGCAGGACCUGCAGGGUGCUCUGUAGGCAGGCGGGCGUCUCUGAAGCCGGAGCGGACCCAGGCUGACGCGCACGCACGCGGCUGCCCCCGGCCCGACCGCGCAGGUGGUCCCUCGGGGCCCCCGGCUCACAGCUGCGGGAGCGCCGUCAGAGACGGGGCAGGGAGUGCUCCCCGCCGGGGAGCCUGAGAGCGGCGCUGGGCGUGGCGGGGAGGUCUCCCCGGGGCUCCGGAGCCCCCGGGCGGGAGUUGACGGCCCGUGACCCAGAGGGCGCGUCCGGGAGGCUGGACGCAGACGGCGACCCGCAGGGGUCGGGCCGUGAGGAGGUGAGGUUUGCAGGAGGAGGGUUGGAGGGCACUACCGGGGUGGCAGGUGACGGAAGCUUCCGUCUCUCCCUUCCCGGUCCCUGAGGGUCUCAUUUCUGUCUCCUGCCGUGUCGCGUUGCCUCCAGGUGUCAGCAGCGUUCGUCCCCAGGGGGCCCUCGCGCCUCCUCUGGUCGUGCGGUGACCGGACGGUCCUGACUGCGCGUUGUCGGCGCGGUGAGGGUCAGGGGCCGUCCGGGGCGUCGGUGAGGCGCCCCUCUCUCUGCUUAGUGUCCUGAGGGUUUUAAAAAACCGGGAGUGACGUUGGUUUGGCCAGGUGACUCUUUUACGUUCCUUAACGGGCCGGGGCGUCCCUUUCUGGCUUAUUCGUGUCACGCGUGGUGACCGUCGAUUUCCAGACACUGAGUGUCCCCGUGGUCUCCAGCGGAGCGGGCACGGGCCUGUGUGAGCACGUGUAGCAGGCGCUGUGCUGUGGGCUGGAGGCCGCCGGGCUCCGCCCUUCACGCCGGGGACCUGCACAGACCACGGACGCCUCCGGGCUCCGGCGUCUCAUCGGUGCCCUCCUGGGGCUGUGAAGGGUCCUUCGUCGAGGAGCUGGGCUUGGGGUCUGGCCGGGCUGAGUCACGGUGACCGGUCGUGGGGCCGAUGGGCCCGGAGCCCCCGAGCAGCCCCCGCGGACAGAGCCCUGUGCCCCCAGGGCAGCGACAUGCCCCUCGACCAGCUGCUGGCCCUCUACGGCUACGAGGCCUCGGACCCCAUCUCGGAGCGCGAGAGCGAGGGCAGCGACGCGCCAGCCAACCUCCCGGACAUGACCCUGGACAAGGAGCAGAUAGCGAAGGAUUUGCUUUCAGGGGAAGAAGAGGAAGAAACACAGUCCUCGGCGGAUGACCUCACCCCGUCUGUGACCUCCCACGAGGCCUCCGACCUUUUCCCUAAUCAGAGUGGAUCCCGCUUCCUGGAUGAUGCAGACAAGGAGCCCGGCUCCUCCGCCUCGUCAGACACCGAGGAGGACCCGCUUCCCGCCAACAAGUGUAAGAAGGAGAUCAUGGUUGGGCCUCAGUUCCAAGCCGACCUCAGCAACCUGCACUCGAGCCGCCAUGGUGAGAAGAUCUACGAGAACGAAGACCAGCUGCUCUGGGACCCCAACAUCCUGCCCGAGAGGGAGGUGGAGGAGUUCCUGUACCGGGCGGUGAAGCGGCGGUGGCAUGAGGUGGCUGGGCCUCAGCUCCCAGAGGGAGAGGCCGUGAAAGACAGUGAGCAGGCGCUGUACGAGCUGGUGAAGUGCAGCUUCAACGCGGAGGAGGCCCUGCGGAGGCUGCGGUUCAACGUGAAGGUGACCCGAGGUGAGCGCAGCCCUUCCCGCCCCGCCCCCGGCGCUGGCGGCGCUGACCGGCCCCCCGCCUUUGCAGAUGGGCUGUGCGCCUGGAGCGAGGAGGAGCGCCGCCACUUCGAGCACGGCUUCCGUGUGCACGGCAAGAACUUCCACCUGAUUCAGGCCAGCAAGGUGCGCACGCGGUCGGUGGGCGAGUGUGUGGAGUACUACUACCUGUGGAAGAAGUCCGAGCGCUACGACUACUUUUCCCAGCAGACGCGGCUGGGCCGCCGGAAGUGUGGCCUGUCGGGGACCACGGACACGGACCAGGACCUGGACGGCGGUGACCCCGACGGCCCCGGCCGCCCCCGCCCCUCCCCGCCCCCCGCUGUCGACGGCCCGGGCCCUGAGCAGGGUCCCCUGGCUGGGACGCACGUGGAGCCCCUGAGCGUGGGCAGCAGCACGUCUGGGAGCCUCAGCGCGCCCCAGGAGGCCCCCGACGGAGCCCCGUCUUUGGAGCCAGGGCCCCGUUCCUUCCAGCCGCUGGUCGAAGACGCGCCCCCGGCUGCGCCCUUGCCUCGGCAGUCCCUCGCCGAGCCGGCCUUCUACCGCCCCCCCACGGCAGCUCCGGAGCCCAGUGCCAGCCCGAGGCCGGCCGUGGACGUGGCCCUGCCUGGGGCCCUCCCUGAGGAGCUGCCCCUCGUCUCCAGCCACGUGGACACGGACGGAGAGCCUGAGGAGGCCGUGGCCCCCGCGCAGGUGGCCUUGUCGGUCGCUGAGUUUGGACUCAUUGGCAUCGGGGACGUGAAUCCCUUCCUGGCUGCCCACCCUGCGUGCCCGGCCCCGGGGCUGCACACGGAGCCCCUGUCACACUGUAACGUGAUGACCUGUUGAUCCCUGGCCGCAGGCGGGCGUGUGUGGCCCAGACUGGACUUGGGGCCCCCCGCGAGGCCUGCCUGUCAGUCUUCCCGACCCUUCCCCUCCUCGCGGGCCUCGGGGAGCGCCUCCUCUGCUCAGAACACAUCAAGGACCAGGGUUCGCCGUGGCCCUUCCCCGCGCCACACGUGGACCAGCACCGCCGCCUGGCUCCAGGCUCUGCUCCCACCGUGGGACCCGCCGGGCGGCAGCCAGCAGAGGCGAGGAAGGCGUCCCAGCCCUGCCAGGGACAGAGGGAGACGGGGCCGGACGCCGCCCCCACCAGCAGCCUCUGCCAGGCACCCUCGGCACCUGCUCGCCCGUCUCCCUGCGCCGGGCCGGACUGCCGGGGCCAGACCCCGUGGGGCACAGAGCCAUAUACCUCGACGUGGCCCGGCCCGCCCGCCCCGACGCCCGCCCGCUCUCUCCACUUCAGGAAAAGCCGCACUUUACAGCCUCCACCCUACCCUCACCCGGGGCCCCGGCACCUUGGGCGUGGGUCUGAGGACACGGGGCGCACACCCCGGUACCGAGGUCCCGUCGUCCCGUCUCCGCGCCGAGGGGCCCGGCUCCGGCCCGUUUCCCUCACCCUGUAGGUCGUGUUUCUGUUGAGGCUUCCCAGCAAGACGGCUGGGGUCCUGGGCCUUCUUCUCCCCGGCCUCCCUCGUUUUAUUUAUGUUUCUGUUUACAAAUGGGAGUGGGGUCCUCCGGGGGGCAGGGCCGUGCUCCCGGCCCCGCUGUCACCAGGGGGGCUUGGGCUGGAGCCCGUCUGCAGGGCCGGACUCGACCUCCCCCAGCCCACCGAGGACCACACUGUGAUGUGACAGCUGCCUUGACCCCCUUGUUUUAUUUAUUAAACUUGAUUUGAAGCCCGUGGGUGCCUCGUGGUGGGUCAGGCGGGUGGGGUGCAAGGAGCUGCUGGUCACUCCGGGGACCCCUGUGCUGGGCCGCCUGCAGGGACCUGGGGGCCCGGGGUCGUGGGGGAGUGUGCUCCGUGUCUCAGGGGCGGUGUGAGGGGGCGGUCAGGUACGUGGAGGCGACUCUCAAGCUGGAACCCGCCAGGGACAGGCCUGCCUGUGAGGGCAGGUGGGGGGAGACGCCGGCCGAGGCGGGGCGGGAGGCGGGGCGGAGGCGGCCAGUCCCGGCAGAGCUGGCCGUGCCCGCGUGGGAACGGCGGCGUCCGGGUGGGACGGGGGCGAGCUCUGCCAGUGCCCGAGGUGUGUGCCGGCCUCCUGGUCCCUCCUCUCGGGACGUGGCCUCUUCGGCCCGGCUUCUUGCCCUGGUCUGUGUGUUUAAGGUUCUGCCGUGGCCGUUCACGGCUUCGCCGUUCCCUUCCUAGCGCCGAGACGGAAUGACAUUCCGCCUUCUGGGUGGACCGGGGCGUUGAUCUGCUUGCCUGCCCGAGGGCCCCGUGGUGUUCCCAGGUGUGGCGGUCAUGGGCGCAGCACCCGAAAGCACCCGUGUGCGGGUGUGUGUGUGGUGAAUACCCAGGCGCCGGAUCACGCGGUGGUCUCACGUGUAGUUUUUGAGACCCUCUGGGCUGCUUCCAGGGAGGCUGCCCGGCCUGGCAGCGUUUGGGGUUUUCGGGCUGGGGUUGUUGGGGCUGUGGUAAUAGGUGUUUCCCGCAACACCCCAGCGACAGAGGCAGGUUCGCCCGCCUGAGGGUCCCGGGUCCCCAGGCCGCGGUGGGAAGUGAGUCUGCGUGAUGUGCUCUUGGCCCUCGUUGGAUGGAAAGGUCCUCACCCCUCCUUUGUUUCUCAAGCACUUUUUUUUUUUUUAACUUGGUGUAAGAGUCUAGGUUUACUUUUUUUCUUCUUUUGGCAUUUUAAAGAUGUUCCGUUUAUUCUUGGGUUCUCUUGUUUCUGAUGAGAAAUGUGCCACUUUCGCCUGUAUUCCCUAAACACGAUGUCUUUUUGUCGCUCCCGUGAGUUUCUCUGUAUGUCUGGAUGUGAUGCACCUGGUGGUGGUUCCUACGUGGAGCGACUUGGACCUAAGGGUUGGUGCCUUUCAUCGCUGGGGGGGCUUCCUGGCCGUUGCCUGUCAGGUAUUUCUGCUGCCCCUUCUGGGCUCUGCUCCUGUGUCCCUGGGUACUCGGCAGAGCCGCACGUUGCCCGCAGACCCUGUGCGGGUCGUCCUGUCCUCUCUGUGUGGGCCGUCCUUGCUCGCUAGCCAUCCUUCCACUGCUCCAGGCUGCCACCUGGCCCGUCCAACAGCGUCUGUGACAUGUACACUGUAUGUUUUGA
Messenger RNA from Hippopotamus amphibius kiboko, 5361 nucleotides. It is a transcript of the gene MIER2, whose product is annotated as MIER family member 2. Gene Ontology annotation, molecular function: transcription corepressor activity; histone deacetylase binding. The record is from RefSeq and is a predicted model, not a curated record. The coding region runs from base 1598 to 3097 and encodes 499 amino acids. Gene Ontology annotation, biological process: negative regulation of transcription by RNA polymerase II. The transcript has 11 exons. Lineage: Eukaryota; Metazoa; Chordata; Mammalia; Artiodactyla; Hippopotamidae. Gene Ontology annotation, cellular component: nucleoplasm.